AUGGUGACCAUUCUUCUGAGGGCAAAGCCCAAGGUGACAGUAUCUUUUGAAGAUGUAUCUGUGUACUUUACAAAGACAGAAUGGAAGCUUCUGGAUCUGAAACAGAGGAACCUCUACAAGCAGGUGAUGCUGGAGAACUACAGCCAUUUGGUGUCAAUGGGAUUUGCUUUCUCCAAGCCUAACCUGGUUUCCCAGCUGGAGCGAGGGGGGAAGCCCUGGAUUAGGGCUGGUGGAAUGGAGACUGCAGCAGGAUCCUGUGCUGGGAAUAGAAUAAAGAGCAAGACUCUGACUUCAAAGCCGAAACUUUUUGGAAGAGGUCUCCUCAGAGACACCUCAGGAUCCUCAUUGCAGAGAUGUCCUCGCGAUUUCAGGCCAAAUCCCAUUGUAAGGUACCAACACUCCAGAAUCACGGAUAAGCGGUAUCUAUGUCAGCAAAGCGGAAAAUCCUUCAGCCGCAGCUUUAAUCUCAUCAAGCACCGGAUCGUCCACAGCAUCCACAGCGGUGAGAAACCAUAUGAGUGCUAUGAGUUCGGGAAGCUGUUCAGGCGCAGAUUGGCGCUGCUGGAGCAUCAGCGCAUCCACAGCAGCGACAAGCCUUAUGAAUGUAGAGAGUGUGGCAAAACCUUCACACGCAGCUCCAACUCCAACCUCAUUAAGCACCAGAUCAUCCACAGCAGUGAGAUGCCGUUCAUGUGCCGCGUGUGCAGGAAGGUGUUCAGGAGCAGCUUCACGCUGCUUGAGCAUGCGCACACCCACAGUGGCGAGCAGCCCUACGAGUGCGACGAGUGUGGCAAGGCAUUCAUCCGAAGCUCCAACCUCAUCGAGCAUCAGCGCACCCACAGUGGCCAGAAGCCUUACAUCUGCCAGGAGUGUGGAAAGGCCUUUAAGAGCAUCUCACACCUCAUCCACCACCAGCGCAGCCACCGGGGCAACAGGCCCUUCGCGUAUGAGUGCGGCAAGGCUUUCCGAGGCCUCUUGGGGCUCAGCCAACACCAGCGGGUCCACAGCGGCAAGAAGCCCUAUGAGUGCAGUGAAUGCAGCCCGGCCUUUAGUAGCCGGGCCAACCUCUUCAAGCACCAGGUGGUGCAUGGCAGAGUGCCGCUCCAGCGCAGCACUCCAGGGAAGGGGUUCCCACGUGGCUGCAAUCUCCUGGCACAUUGGCGAGGCCUCCAUGGGCAGCAGCCCCAGGAGGCUGGAAAAGGUAGCUCAGCGGAGCCCCAGCCCACCGACACCAAAGAGAAGCCCCAAGUGUGUGAUCCCUGUGGUCAGGUCUUUGAGAACAAGUUGCCGUUGUGUCACCACUUGCACUUAGGCAUCCAUGACGACGAAGAUGACAAAAAACCGAAGCCUGUUACUUCAAGCACCUCAGCUUUAGAGGAUGAGUCAACGGUAGGGCAACAUCUGGAAGCCCAGCCCACAGAAGAAAGAGACAGCAAAAGCAGUGUAGUCUUUGUGUAUGCUGAGAAGCCCCAGGGCCCAUCCUCACCUUGA
Messenger RNA from Grammomys surdaster, 1491 nucleotides. RefSeq names its product ZFP92 zinc finger protein (gene Zfp92). Gene Ontology annotation, molecular function: DNA-binding transcription repressor activity, RNA polymerase II-specific. The record is from RefSeq and is a predicted model, not a curated record. Gene Ontology annotation, biological process: negative regulation of transcription by RNA polymerase II. NCBI's taxonomy places the organism in Eukaryota, Metazoa, Chordata, Mammalia, Rodentia, Muridae.